Bacillus rossius redtenbacheri is the source of this 2585-nucleotide messenger RNA. RefSeq names its product peroxidasin-like. Lineage: Eukaryota; Metazoa; Arthropoda; Insecta; Phasmatodea; Bacillidae. Gene Ontology annotation, biological process: synapse organization. The record is from RefSeq and is a predicted model, not a curated record. Bases 119 to 988 code for a protein of 289 amino acids. The transcript has 8 exons. Gene Ontology annotation, cellular component: neuron projection membrane.
CCGCCACGUCUCCACGCAUCCUACGGGAGACGGAAUUCGCUUACGACCCAAAGGAACUGCUCUGACUGUGGAUACAGGGCCGCGCUCCGGGCAGGCGAAGGGCGCCUGGGGUCCAGCCAUGCCGGGGCCGCGGGUGGCCAUCGCCCUGCUGCUGCUGCCGCCCAUCCUGCUGGCCACCUCGCCGGACAGAGGGAGCAGGGAGCUGCCGCACAGACACGCCGAGUGGCAGCAGCUGUGGUACUCCAACUUCGAGGAGUUCCAGCGCCUGACGGAGCCCAGCUUCGACAACAACACCAUCAGCAACAUCACGGUGCAGCUGGGCGGCACGGCCUUCCUGCACUGCCGCGUGCGCAACCUGGGCGAGAGGACGAUCUCGUGGGUGCGGCGCCGCGACUGGCACAUCCUCACGUCGGGGCUGUCCACGUACACCAACGACGAGCGCUUCCAGGUGCUGCACUCGGAGGGCUCGGACGACUGGACGCUGCAGGUCAAGUACGUGCAGAAGAGGGACAACGGCACCUACGAGUGCCAGGUGUCGACGGGCACCGGGAUCAUGUCGCACUUCGUGAACCUGCACAUCGUGGUGCCCGAGGCCUUCAUCCUGGGCAGCGGCGAGCACCACGUGGACGUGGGCAGCGGCAUCAGCCUCGUCUGCAUCAUCGAGAAGAGCCCCACGCCGCCGCAGUACGUGUUCUGGUACCACAACGACCGCAUGAUCAACUACGACACGUCGCGGGGGGGCAUCACCGUGGAGACGGAGCCCGGCCCCAAGACGCAGAGCCGCCUCACCAUCAGGGACGCCCACGACACCGACUCCGGCAACUACACCUGCAGCGCGUCCAACACCGAGCCCGCCUCCAUCUUCGUGUUCGUGUCUGAAGGUGACAAAAUGGCGGCGAUCCUGCGGAGGAAGACCUCUUCCGGUUCCGGCGUGGACGCCGUGCUGUGGUUCGUGAUCCUGCCGCUGGCGACGCUGGCCGCGAGAUAAGCAGGGUUGCCAACUCCGCCACUCGCUCGGCCCCCGGGGUCACGUGGCUUCGAGACGCGACCAGUCAGGAGCCGGAACAGCUGCGACCGCCGUCGAGGCGUAGUGAAUACACACAUACAUACAUAUAUAUACACAACACACGUGUUCCCCUUGUUUCAACUGUCAUGUUUAGCUUGUCUGAAAGUAUUAAACUCGUUUAGUAGUGUUUAAAACCUGACUGGAACUCCGACGUAAGAUUGUUUCUUGAACAUUUUAACCUCAAAUACCGUGUGGUUGAAACUGGACUUCAGCUGAUGUGAGUUAACACAAAACUAAACAACUGAAGCUCUUUUUUCCAGUUGCCGUACAAGUUGAAGUUGAACUGGGAGUUGGUUAUUAUUAUUAUUUCAUAUUUGAUCCAAAAAAUUGGAUACCACAAUUUUACUACGGAUCAGCGAUUCCUAAACGAAACCAUGAGUCCAUACAUGUAAAUAUAUUAGAGAACAUUGGGAAUUCUUUUUGGAAAGUACUAUGUACUUGACAGUACAGCCUAUGUGUUUUGAAUGCUGGAGUGAACAUGUUGAUUAUUUGUUGUAUUUGUCCCAUAAAGUGUAUAUUUUAAAUUUUUAUGAAUUUGUAUUCUUACUCUGUUUGCAUGGAGUUGAAUAAUCACUUACGAAAAUGCUUCGAUUCAAAAGUUAGAGUUCACACUUAAAAGUAUUGUAGAUAAAAAAUUUUUAGCAUUGCUUAUUUGAAAAAUUUGUAAAUAAUGAAGUUAUUAUAAUGUUGCAAACACUUGCUGUGUAACAGAAGAACAUUCAGUCUACAAUUGUUAAAAAAUAAUUUUGAAUUGGUUUUGUUUGUACAUUUUGUGCUUGAGUUAUUUUUUUAACUUGUUUCAAAAUUGUGUGAAGAAUGUGUAGUGGAUUUUUAAAGUCAUAGCUCACUUGAGUUUAAAAUUAUUAUUUGUGACAUUUGGGAAGUGUACAUAAGGAAUAUCUUUUUUUAAUUAGUUGAUAAUAAAAUAGUGACUUUAAAACAACGUGGUUUUAAAUAAAUCUGAGAUAUUGUUAGAGUUGACGAAGGUGUCGAAAUUACUACCACAAAACUAUUGACUGUGUGUUUUCUUUGCGAACGUUGGAAACUGUGACCGUGCGUGUGUGUGUUCAUCAUAGCGCCCGUUUCAUGAAGGAUUGUCUUGGGAAGUGACUAUACUUGAGGAUUUUUUGAUCAGGGUAAAAAAUAUAUAUAAUAUUAAAGGGCAGUGGCAUUUAAAGCGAUCGACGCAGGUAUGUAUUUAGCAUUUUUUUUUUUUUUUAAAUCUUGUGGAAUAAGAAAGAGUGAGAUACGUUGGAACUUUGAGCUAGCAGUAUCUAUAGUGCUUGGAUGUGGCUGCAGGGAUCACUCGCAUUGUUCUCGUAUUGUAAAACAGUUUCCUCCUGAUUGUUUUUAUCUCGAUGUACUUCAUGACUCUCCAGUGUCACGCUGGCGAACGAGUGACAGUUGGGACCCAGUGUGAAUACACGUCUCGUCAAAUUGUGUCCUCCGCCGUUUUCUCAGUCACCUUCAAAUUCAUUCAAUAAACUACUAUCUAACAAGUAUAUACAUAUUAUGUAAA